This is a messenger RNA of Coccomyxa subellipsoidea C-169, 459 nucleotides long. RefSeq lists its product as hypothetical. Gene Ontology annotation, biological process: dephosphorylation. The record is from RefSeq and is a predicted model, not a curated record. The annotation marks the transcript as partial. Gene Ontology annotation, molecular function: phosphatase activity. The transcript is spliced from 4 exons. Lineage: Eukaryota; Viridiplantae; Chlorophyta; Trebouxiophyceae; Coccomyxaceae.
CUGGGGCUGACGGCAUAUGACAGGCACAAGCGGCUUAUGGCCGAGUAUGUCAACUUCUAUGGCGGGAAGCUGCCGGCCCCCGCUCAGCAGCCCACCCUGAAAACCGACUACGACAUCCUUCGUGAACAAUACAGGUUCAUCAGGAGUGCGGAGGAGGACGCGGCUGCAGAGGAUCGCUGGGCGCUGCGUUUGGCAAAGCGCUAUUAUGCAAAGCUGUACCGCGAGUAUGCCAUCGUAGACCUGUCCAGGUACCAGGAGGGUAAGGUGGGCAUGAGGUGGCGCAGCGAGAAGGAGGUCAUUUCUGGGAAGGGUCAAUUCAGCUGCAGCGCGCGCGGCUGCUCGGAGAGCCGGGGACUGGCCACCUUCGAGGUGCCCUUCGGCUACGAGGAGGCCGGGGAGAAGAAGCAGGCGCUCGUCAAGGUGCGUGUGUGCCCGGAGCACGCGCAGCAGCUGAAUUAC